This is a messenger RNA of Cottoperca gobio, 5557 nucleotides long. RefSeq names its product sorting nexin 33 (gene snx33). The record is from RefSeq and is a predicted model, not a curated record. Gene Ontology annotation, biological process: cleavage furrow formation; protein transport; mitotic cell cycle. Gene Ontology annotation, cellular component: plasma membrane; cytoplasmic vesicle. Gene Ontology annotation, molecular function: phosphatidylinositol binding; protein binding. NCBI's taxonomy places the organism in Eukaryota, Metazoa, Chordata, Actinopteri, Perciformes, Bovichtidae.
CGUCAUGGAAAGAGUUACUUUGUUGCAGCGCGCACAGGAAUAAACCCCAAGAAACAACACUGACUCGUGAUGUGUGUUGAUACUCUGCAGAGGGACAGUGUUUGCUUGCACAUUUUGCUUUUAUUUUCCAUUUAAAAGGAUCGACUGAAGAUGCGCAGGAACCUGUUUACAAGGAAAACACAGCAAGUUUCAGUGUGAGGGAAUGCAGAGCAUGCUCACAAUGCACUGGGAUACCAUUACUCAUCCCUCUGUUUUUCUUCACCCCCGGACCACUUUGUUCUCAAGAUAUUUUCAUCAAGGAUCAUGUUAGGAUCCGUGAUGUCAAAACAAGUGUGUGAUAAGUGAACAACGCGAGGUUGCGCUCCAGUUUCUAAAGGAUUAAAACUACCGACGGAGCUUUUUGGAGGAGCUCUUUGGUGAAAUCCGUUUUGCGUUUGUACCUGUUGUGUUUGUGAUGUAAAAAAGAAGAAGAUAGUCUUUCUGUUAUGAGGAAGUUGAUGUGUUAUAGAGCAUUUAUAGCCUGGAGUUGUUGUUAGACUUUUAAGCAUAGUAAGACAAUAGAGCGAUAGCCUCAAUGGGCUGAGGAUGCUAGUGGUCACAGUAGGUAUAUUGUAGAUUUUGUUUUGUUGGCGGAUAGAAGUAAUAGUUUUACUAACUGAGAACUUUGACUAAGUGUCAGAUAAUUUCAUUUAAAUAAUUCAUAACCUACUGUGCUGUUUGCACACCUGAUCCAACAGCUGUCAUGUAAUUUGAGACACGUUUAAAUAUUAAAAGUGAGCUCGUGUCAGAUGUUUCCAACACAGCAUGCAUCAAGACAGUAGCAUCCAUUUAAUCUAGGCACUAUGUGCAUGUAGAUUUUCUUGCUUUAGGACCCCACUGGAGUAUCAAGAUGUCAGUGAAAGCCAAAGCAAUCUACACUUUUCAAAGUGAAAACAAAGAGGAGAUCAGCAUCCAGGAGAACGAGGAACUGGUUAUCUUCGACGAGAACUCGGUGGACGGCUGGUUUCAAGGGGAGAACAGCCGAGGGGAGAAGGGUCUCUUCCCUGCAUCAUAUGUGGAAAUUAUUCGCACUCGCUCAAACUCUAACGUGACUGACUGCUCCAUAAGCCCGGCAGGAUCUCUAGGAAAUGACUCCUAUUUCCCCUCAACCCCAAACACCUCUCUGCAUUUGCAGCAGAGUUUCUAUGACGACGAUGACGAUGACUGGGACGACUGGGACGACAGGUCUACGGUGGUGGACGAUGGGGACCACACGAGGAGCCCUGGGGCCAAUGGACAUGUCCAUCAGAGCCCGCUGUCCAACAACCCCAACGUGCACUACCGGGCCAAACCACACAUGGAGAGACAGGACAGCAUCUCCAGCUCGAGGAAAGGCAGCAUGGUGGGCAGGAACUUGAACAGGUUUUCCAGCUUUGUCCGCUCAGGGGUAGAAGCGUUUGUGUUGGGCGACGUGCCAAUGAUGGCAAAGAUAGCCGAGUCGUACACCAUCGAGAUGGGUCCCGUUUGGCCCCUGUGGAAGGAGAGCCCACAGCCUUUCUCCUGCUCCAUUGAAGACCCCACAAAACAGACAAAGUUCAAGGGCAUCAAGACGUACAUUUCCUACCGGGUCACGCCGAGCCACACGGGGCGUCCCGUCUACCGGCGCUACAAACACUUUGACUGGCUGUACAACCGCUUACUGCACAAGUUCACUGUGAUCUCCGUGCCUAACCUGCCCGAGAAGCAGGCCACGGGGCGAUUUGAGGAAGACUUCAUCGAGAAGCGUAAGAGGCGACUGAUACUGUGGAUGAACCACAUGACCAGUCACCCGGUCCUCUCCCAGUAUGAAGGCUUUGAGCACUUUCUGAUGUGCGCCGAUGACAAGCAGUGGAAACUGGGCAAGAGACGGGCGGAGAAGGACGAGAUGGUGGGUGCCCAUUUCAUGCUGACCCUCCAGAUCCCUAACGAGCACCAGGACCUUCAGGAUGUAGAGGAGCGGAUCGACACCUUCAAGUCCUUUGCUAAGAAAAUGGACGACAGCGUGAUGCAGCUCCACAUGUUGCCUCAGGAGCUGGUGCGUAAACACCUGGGUGGGUUCAGGAAGGAGUUCCAGCGGCUGGGAAAUUCUUUCCAAUCUGUCAGCCAGGCGUUCAUGCUGGACCCUCCCAACAGCUCAGAGGCCCUCAACAAAGCCAUCUCCCAUACAGGCCGCACCUAUGAGAACAUUGGAGAGAUGUUUGCAGAGCAACCUAAGUAUGACCUCUUCCAUAUGCUGGACAAGCUGUCGCUCUACCAAGGCCUGCUCGCCAACUUCCCCGACAUUAUUCAUCUACAAAAAGGCGCCUUUGCCAAGGUGAAGGAGAGCCAGCGGAUGAGCGAUGAAGGGAAGAUGGCCCAGGACGAGGCCGACGGCAUCAGGAAACGCUGCCGGACGGUUGGUUUUGCCCUCCAGGCAGAGAUGAGCCACUUCCAUCAUCAGCGAGAGGUGGACUUCAAAGACAUGAUGCAGGCCUACCUCACGGAGCAGAUAGCCUUUUACCAGCGUGUUGUCCAGCAACUGGAGCGCACGCUGCGAAUGUACGACUCUCUGUAAACACACCAAACUGCUGCCCAGUUCAAGAUGCCAAAAAGUCUUGACUCUUGUUAUCGAGGCGUGUUGUGUGUGUGGGUGUGUGGUUCGGUUUGGAAAGACUUGCAGAUAAAGUAUGCAAAAGUUACUGGAAAGAUGUACAAAGGAAGUCUUUCGCUUUGACAGAGACCUACUGUACCCUUUGUUUUUCAUUUCUGAAACACACAUCAAAUAGGAAAUGUCACAGCAUUUUGUUUAUUUUACAUAAUUUAAGGUGUUUGUAACAUUAACAUAAGAUUAUAGGUUUCAGAUUCAUAGCGAAUCUAUAGCUGAUUGUUCUAUAGUGUACCACCAUGAAACGGGUUUUUGUUUUGAAAUUGUCCCCUUCUCUCCAACGUCGUGCACUUUGGUUUCUCCUCGGAUUGAUUCAAGUUGCUUCCUAUAUGUACAUUUCUCGAAGAAGAAGAAGAAGAAGAAGAAACCCCAAAAUAAUCUGGUUCAUUCACCAACGUCACUGACCUUUAAAAGAGCGCACUGUAUACUGAAGAGGACUUUAGUGCUCAUCUUGCUCAGAUGUUCACUGCGUUGAAAUGCAUAUCAGUUUCUCUUAGUACACGUCACAAACUGUCUUAACUUUGCACCAUGUGGGAGACUUACUGAUAUGUAAUUCAGUUUCAUAGUGACUGUCAUUUUAUUUUACGAUUUUCAUGCAGCAAGUGCCUUUAAGGAUCUGAGGCAUUCUGAUGGAAUAUUUGUAAAUGGAUCGUCUGCAGUUUGGCUUGUGUUUUAUAGGGGGAAAUUAUUUCGAAUGCAUUUAGAAACAAGUUUGCACAUGUUUUUUUUAUACACUAGUGGCUCAUGGUGCAUGUGGGGUGUGUGGUUAUGUGUGGGUGAGAGAGCGACAUGAGUCAACUACUGUGCUGAUCAAUUCCCUUUUCCACGGUGCAAAGCAACAAUGUUUUAUAUGUAGCAGCAGGUUUGUUUAGCAGACUAGUGUGAAACGUAGUCAGACGGUUGAGGGGAAUUAACUGGAAGAGGCAACACAACUUGGCAUUUUAAUGUUUGUUAUAAAUCAUUUAGUUGACACAAGACCAACCAGAGUUUCUUCUUUAAUGUAGUCUGGGGAAAUGGGAUGAGGGCCCUUGUGUUUGCAGUAUUACCAACAGAGGGGUGUCUCUGGCGACAUUUUCCCAAUCACAAGCGGCUGUGUCCUCUCUCGAAGCUGUGUUUCGUAUGCCGUCUAACGCAACGGACGCACUCUUUAACGCACUUGUCUGUGAAGCGACGUACUCUUUUUUUGCUGUUACUAUGGCCGGACAAACAAAGACAAGAGCGAUGAUUACAGACGAUGAAACAAGUGAAAGUAGAGAUCCAAAAACACACACCUGCAAUUACUGCUUAUCGCCAUUCUGUAGGUGCUGCCAAAGAGAACAAGACUGAGACGUUCAAGAUUGUAACUUUAACGAAAUUGAAUAUGAAGCUUCAGCUAGCACAUGGUUAGCUUAGCUUCUCAUAAAGACUGUAAACGGGCAAACUGGCUCUGUCCCAAGCUUGUCUGAUACUCACUAAUUAAAAUAGUUAAAUAUUAGUUUAAUCUGUACAAAGACCAAAGUGUAAAACAUCAAUUUGUUGUAAAAACCACGAUUUGUCUAAGGGGAUUUGUAUGGAGUUUCUGGUACGCAGAUUUAGUUACCAGUGACAAAGCCAUGCUAGCUGUUUCCCCCUGUUUCCAGUCUUUAUGCUAAGCUAAGCUAACCCGACAAGAGUCUUACAUUAUCCUGCAGACAGGAGCGUGGGAUCAAUCUUCUCAUCUCACUCUCAGCAAGAAAGCAAAUACGCGUAUUACCCAAAAUGUUGAACUAUUCCUUUAAUAAUAAUAAAUAAUAAUAAUAAUAAUAAUAAUAAUAAUAAUAAUAAUAAUACAUAUAUCAAUGCUCUUCUUCCAGCUGUGAUCUCAGUGAAGGGUCACAUUUAGUUGUCUUGUUUUGUUUGGAUUCGACUCUUCACUGUUUGAAUGUUUAUUACUAAAUAGGAGUUGUUCCAGUCACAUUACUCAUCCUGUUUAACAAGAGAAAACCAAACUCACGGCAACGUGCGGUUGACGAGACUAUCUUUAGCGCCGUGCGAACCUUAGAGGUUAAUGUGUGGGGAAUAGUUUAUGUGAGCUAGACACGCUUCUCCUCAACUCAUUUCCAGUGUUUAUUCAUCAUCUGGAUGGAAGAGGGUUUGAUCUGUCGGUGGCAUGUUUGGGUGUGGAUGAAACGUGAAAGUGAAAAAUGAUUUUUUAACAUCUCUGCCUGGUGUUUGUAAGUUUUAGAAUUUGAGGUUUGAGCCCUAUUAUGGUUCUCCCAUAACAAAGAAGUGCUGAGUCAGUGCAGGUUUCUCAGUAAACAAAUGAGUCAGAUAUCAGCGUCUCAGUUACUGGUACUGUUCAGUCCACAUCUGCAGCCUUUAACUCUUUGCUGUCUGAAUGUGGUGUUGUUUAUGUCUAUUUUUGCUUUUUCAUACUUCAGCAUUUUCAUUUUAUUUCUGUCAGCAAUUGCACUCAUCGCAGUUUCUCCCGAGACCAAAGAAGUCAGACAUUUUCUGCUUCCUUUUUUACUCUGUGUGCUGAAAUUGAAUGUGCUCGCUGGUUUUUGUAAUUGAAUCUGUUCUACAGUGAGGAAAAUGUGAAGAGAGAAUUAGGAAAGAAACAUUCCACGAAGAAACUAUAAAGGACACCGAAGGCAAAGACAGAUUUUGGGGCAAAAGAGUGAGAAACCAUCAAAGAAGUGUCUGAAGCCCCAAUCUGGGUUCAUAAUGACACUUUUCUCUCAAAGCUGCAUGAUAAGUUAAAUGCCAGGCAUUUCUCAACGUGCAUGGGUGAGCUGGGUGAGUUGCAGGAACUCCAUGCUUUAGUUUCAGUCUCUGAAAUAACAGAUGGGCUUUUUCCGUAAGUAAUGUGUCACUUGAUUUAAGGGAAGGGGACCUAAAAAUGUUAAUAAAAGUAAUGAGGCUGAUCGCCUACUC